CUAUUUUACACCAAGAUUCGUCUUCGUUGAUUGCUUUCUGAUAAGCUCGAGCCUCGCCUUCAUUGUCACACUCUGCUCAAUUUUGGAGGUUGUCUGCAACGGGCAUGGAAUUCGCGCCGCAUUUGAGCUUUUCGCACUCUUAAGGCUUCGAGUCAAGCCACGGCUCCUUUGGUAAUUUAGCGAUUCAGAGGCGUCGGAGGUGAAGAAUUAGGGAUUUUUUGGUGAAUUUGACUUGAUUUCCAGAAUCCAAUUGUUCGUUGUAGAAGAUUCAGUUAUGUGUGCUGAGUUUUAAGGCGAAGAGCGGAUUGGCGGGGAAACAGGGGAGGGGAAUAACUGGUUCUUAGAUAUCCUGGUUGUUGCUUUGUUUAUGAAAACCUGAAGCGGCGAGGUUAGGAGCAGAGGGUUUUGUGUGGGGAGAUCCUUUGAGGUCCAUGGGGUACUCGGAGAUGGAAGAAAGAGCACCGAUUGUAAUAGAAGAGAGAAGGUACUAUGUACUGCCAACCGAUGCAGUUCUCGAUUUGCCUUUGUAUCGUCCCCGGCGACGAGUCCUUAGGGCACAGACUAUCAUCAUGCCGAUCAUUAUACUGUUUUCAUGCCUUCUUCUUGCGGGCACAGCCUUCGUCUUGUGGCCAGCACAGCCGCAAAUUGAACUGGAGCAUUGGAAGCUGGUCGGCAUCAACUUUGAUACGAAAGAGGAAGGGAGAUCGAUCAUUCCAGUGGUGUAUCUUAACAUAAGCCUCGACGUCGUGUUGAAAAUAAAGAACCCUAACUUCGUCGGCAUCUAUUACGAUUUCUUAGACGUGGAGAUUCAGUACAGAGGUUCUUAUCUUGGCAAUGCCCAGCUGAAAGGAGGCCACAUUCUGGCGCGAAGAACAGUGCUAGUGCCUGCGAUUCUGAACCUAGAGGCAAGAGAAAUACUGGAGAAUGCUUCCGAACUGCUGAUGGAUAUUGCACACGGAGAGAUUCCGUUGACGAAUCACAUUAAAAUCGUUGGAGCCGUGGACCUCCAGGUCGUCCGACCGCACAUCGACGUGCAUGUUUCUUGUGAUGUUGUGGUCGAUCCAAAAACCAAGCUGGUGAUACGGCAAUAUUGCGGCCUGGACUUUCUAUAUGAAGGAACUCAUUUACAGAAACAUCAAAGAUCUGUGCCGAAUCUCGCAUCAUAGGACUUAUCCAUCAGAUGUCAAUGUGGACUGCUGAUGUUCAUUCAAGUAAACGAAGGCAGCGCGACACCUAUUUGCUUCUAAGCUUCCUAUCAUAAAGCUCUACAAAACACAACGGCUCAGUACGAUGAGCUCCUUGGCUUAAAUCAUGGUAUGUAAGCAUUUUGACGUAUCAGAAGUCCCGCAAGUCCUUAGAAGAUGUGUGUUGCAUCAGCUGGAUGAUGAAAAAAUGACGAAAUUCUCAUCAAGCAAAUAGUCGACAGCCCAGUGCUUUCGGUAUGUAUCUUAAAUCACUGCAGCUUAGUCUUAUACGAGUUUUGUAAUCUAGGACUGUAAUUAUUGAAUUGGUUGAUUGAAAGGCUUGCUUUAGAGGCACUUGCGGAUUGUGAGCUUACUUAUAAGGGAAGCUUAUGUAUGUGGUACGAGGGUAUUCCUAGCUAUUAGUGAUCUUCAAAGGGCAUUAUUUGUGGAUUUAUAAAAAAAUUGUCCUUCCAGUUGUUCAUUGGUA
Messenger RNA from Physcomitrium patens, 1671 nucleotides. RefSeq lists its product as uncharacterized. The record is from RefSeq and is a predicted model, not a curated record. NCBI's taxonomy places the organism in Eukaryota, Viridiplantae, Streptophyta, Bryopsida, Funariales, Funariaceae. Gene Ontology annotation, biological process: defense response to other organism.